AUGUCCAUGUUAGAUGUCCUUGACCUACCGCAACUCUACACCAAGCCCUCCGCCGAGGCCCUCCUCGAAACCCUCGCGCUCCUUACCACCGCUCCGCCUUCGUGGGAAUAUACAACUACAAGGCACACAGACCGCGAUGGGAAGGCAGUGAUAGAGGCGCGCGAGCCUGCAGUUCAGGUCAAUCCAGAGGGCGUCACACGAUACCUCACGACCAUUAUCAGUAGCGGGCUGCAAUGGAUAGAAGACGAUGAAGUCAAGGAGCGCAUAUGGGAUCAAGCCAGCGCGCGCCUCAGUGAGCGAUCCGGUCGAUCUGCCAUGAGCACCAUGUCGCGCACUUUCCAGAUUCCCACCUCGUCCGACGCAUUCGAGCUUCAGAUCCACGAGCCUGCCAUGACAGGCGACGAUCUGGGCCUGAAGACCUGGGCUGCUUCCUAUAUGCUUGCGAAGCGCCUCAGAACCUUCCAUCUCGUCUCCUCGGACACACAAAAUCGGCUACAAGUCCUUGAGCUUGGAUCGGGUACGGGCUUGGUUGGACUGGCAAUGGCAGGCUUAGGCGCAGACGUUGUUCUGACAGAUCUGCCCAGCAUCUGCCCGAACCUGGCCUACAAUGCGCAACAGAAUCGGGAGGCCGUCAGUCUCAAUGGCGGGACAGUCCGCACAGCUAUGCUGGACUGGACAGACCCUACCUCCUGUGAACCGCUGCCAGACAACAACAGUACUGGCGACGACGCAUCCAUUCCUGCCAAAUUCCCCUUGAUUCUUGCUGCAGAUUCGCUCUACUCUCCAGACCACCCGCGCAUGUUGGUGGAUACUAUCGGCGUUUGGCUGUCUCCGGACGACAACGCUACAGUGAUCAUCGAGUUUCCAUACCGAGACGCUUACUUGCCUGAAAUCAAGGACUUUCGCCGCCGGAUGUUAGAGCUCGGGCUACAGGUAGUGGAAGAAGGAGAAGAGAAAGGACGCGAUGACUGGGGCCCGUCCGAGGCGAGCGAAGAUCAAGACGAUGAUGCACUCAACCCCUCCUUCAUCCUCAAAGCCAAAAACGAAGUCAUAUACGAAGACCGGCCCAUCCCCUCUCUCCCCUCCCCCUACGACGUCCUCGUCCGCCCCCGAUGGACCGGCAUCUGCGGUUCAGACGUACACUACUGGGUCGAAGGCCGAAUCGGGCAUUUCGUUGUCGAGAAGCCAAUGGUGCUCGGCCACGAAUCCGCGGGCAUCGUGCACGCCGUCGGCGACAAAGUCAAGAGCCUCAAAGUGGGCGAUGAAGUCGCCAUGGAACCCGGUGUCCCCUGCCGCCGCUGCGUCCGCUGCAAAGACGGAAAAUACAAUUUGUGUCCUGAUAUGGCGUUUGCGGCGACGCCGCCGUAUGAUGGUACGCUGGCGAGGUAUUAUACGCUGCCGGAGGAUUACUGCUAUAAAUUGCCGGGCAAUAUGAGUAUGGAGGAGGGUGCGCUUAUUGAACCUACGGCUGUUGCUGUACACAUUACGCGACAAGCUUCUAUCAAGCCCGGCGACUCUGUUGUUGUAUUCGGUGCCGGGCCCGUCGGUCUGCUGUGCUGUGCUGUCGCGAAAGCGUACGGCGCGAAGAAGAUCGUCACCGUCGAUAUCAACGACGAGCGGCUCAACUUUGCGCUCAAGUACGCUGCGAACGCGAGUUUCAAGUCUGCGCGAGUGAGUGCGCAGGAGAAUGCGCAGAAUCUGGUUAAGGAGUGUGGGCUUGGUGCCGGUGCGGAUGUUAUUAUUGAUGCCAGUGGUGCGGAGCCGUGUAUUCAGACUGCUAUUCAUGCGUUGAGGAUGGGGGGGACUUAUGUUCAGGGCGGCAUGGGCAAACCCGACAUCAACUUCCCCAUCAUGGCCAUGUGCACCAAGGAACUCAACGUCAAAGGCUCUUUCCGCUACGGCUCCGGCGACUACCAAACUGCCAUCGAUCUCGUUGCGGGCGGCAGGAUCAGUGUCAAAGAGCUUAUUACGGGUAAGGUCAAGUUUGAUGAGGCGGAGAAGGCGUUUGCGGAUGUCAAGGAAGGGAAGGGGAUUAAGAUUUUGAUUGAGGGGCCGGAGGGGCAGUAA
Alternaria infectoria is the source of this 2067-nucleotide messenger RNA. RefSeq lists its product as uncharacterized. The coding region runs from base 1 to 2067 and encodes 688 amino acids. Gene Ontology annotation, biological process: D-sorbitol catabolic process. Gene Ontology annotation, molecular function: L-iditol 2-dehydrogenase (NAD+) activity; zinc ion binding. The record is from RefSeq and is a predicted model, not a curated record. NCBI's taxonomy places the organism in Eukaryota, Fungi, Ascomycota, Dothideomycetes, Pleosporales, Pleosporaceae. The transcript has 4 exons.